This is a messenger RNA of Hypanus sabinus (Atlantic stingray), 4791 nucleotides long. Its product is annotated as gastrula zinc finger protein XlCGF26.1-like. The record is from RefSeq and is a predicted model, not a curated record. The coding region runs from base 1248 to 3209 and encodes 653 amino acids. The transcript has 7 exons. Lineage: Eukaryota; Metazoa; Chordata; Chondrichthyes; Myliobatiformes; Dasyatidae.
GGUUUUAACAUCAAAACCAGACUCCAGUGUGAACUCUAUUGCUGCUGGUUCGUCUGUAAAACGUAACAGUUCGUAACACAGUUCUAUAAAACUAGUUAGACCACAUCUGAAGUAUUUCAUACAGUUCUGGUCGCCCCCAUUCUCACAAGGAUGUCGGGGCUUUGGAGGAGGCGCAGAAGCGGGUUACCAGGAUAUUGCCUGGAUUAGAGGGCAUGAGCUGUAACGAGAGGUUGCACAAACUUGUGUUAACUCCAGAGCGGCGCAUACUGGGGUGAGACUGGAUGGACAUUUAUAAGAUUACGAGAGGAAUAAAUAGAGUGGACAGACGAUAUAUUUUUCCUGGGGGUGAAGUGUCUAAUACAUCUAGAGUGAGAGGAGAUGUGAGUGGCAAGUUUGCUUCUUUCCAAAGAGUAAUGGAUAGCUGGAGUCACUGCCCCGGGGGUGGGGAGAGGCUAGAGAGCGAGAGCGAGAGCGAGGAGGAGACACGUGAUCACAUUUGCCCCUCCCAUUUAACCAUAGAUGAGCAGCAAAUCUGCGUCGCUUCCGAGGCCCCGCCCUCCGGAUGAUGCGCCAAUAUCUUUGCGCAUGCUCACAGUCUCCAGGCAGGUUGCGUUCUGCCGAUUCGGGAUCACUGUCUGCGGGGUGAAGAAUCGUCAGACCUGCGGUGAGUGAUUUAUUGGAAUAAAAACCCCAACUGGAAGCAAACCACGACUGAAGAUGAGGGAACAUCAACAAGUGAACCAGCCCGAGGACUGAGAGCAUCAACUGAAGAGAAUCCAUCUGACUCGGAGAUUCCAGUGAUUCAGUCAGGAGAAAGUUUGGUUAAAAAUGACAAGAAAUUUGCCUAUGGGAAUCUCAAAACACCAGUUUUGCUGUCAAUGCCCAGAUACUUAAGAAGUGGAACAAGGGAUUCACUCAGUCAUCACAACUGAAGGUACAUCAGAGAAUUCACACUGACGAGAGGCCAUUCACCUGGUUCACUCAAUCAUCUGACUGACUGGCACGCCCAUCAUUUUACAAAGGGUGAACCCCUUCAUCUGCUUUGACAGUGGGACUGGAUUCAGUUGGUCAUUUCAACUGAAGGUACAUCAGCCAGUUCACACUGGACAAGUCCAUUCAUCUGUUCUGUUUGUGAGAAGGGAUUCAGUUGAUCUUCCCACUUGUGGACACACCAGUCAAUUCACACUGGGCACAGGCUGAUCAUCUGCUGAUUUUGUGCGGGAGGAUUCACUCGAUCAUCUGACCAAAUGGCUCACCAGCGAGUUGACACCGGGGAGUGGCCGUUCACCUGCUCGGACUGUGGGAAGGGAUUCACUUGCUCAUCUAAGCUGAAGUUACAUCAGCGAGUUCACACUGGAGAGAGGCCAUUUACCUGCUCAGAGUGUGGGAAGCGAUUCACUCAGUCAUCUCACCUGCAGAGACACCAGUCAGUUCACACUGGGGAGAGGCCGUUCACCUGCUCAGACUGUGGGAAGGGAUUCACUUGCUCAUCUGAACUGAAGCUACAUCAGAAAUUUCACUCGGGGGAGAGGCCAUUCACCUGCUCAGUCUGUGGGAAGGGAUUCACUUUGUCAUCUCAGCUACUAAGACACCAGUCAGUUCACACUGGAGAGAGGCCAUUUAUCUGCUCAGACUGUGGGAAGGGAUUCACUGAAUUAUCCUCCCUCCAGAGACACCAGUCAGUUCACACUGGGAAGUGGCGAUUCAGCUGUUCAGACUGUGGGAAGGGAUUCAAUCGGUCAUCUCACCUUCAGACACACCAGUCAGCCCACACAGGGCAAUGGCCGUUCACCUGCACAGACUGUGGGAAGGGAUUCAAUCGGUCAUCUCACCUACUGAGACACCAGUCAGCCCACACAGGGAAAUGGCCGUUCACCUGCUCAGACUGUGGGAAGGGAUUCAUUUGGUCAUCCACCUUAAAGGCACAUCAGCGAGUUCACACCAGGGAGAGGACAUUCACCUGCUCAGAGUGUGGGAAGGGAUUCAUUCGGUCAUCGACCCUAAAGGUACAUCAGCGAGUUCACACUGGGGAGAGACUGUUUACCUGCUCAGACUGUGGGAAGGGAUUCAUUCGGUCAUCCGACCUACUUGCACACCAGUCAGUUCACACUGGAGAGAGUCCGUUCACUUGCUCAGACUGUGGGAAGGGAUUCACUCGCUCAUCUGAACUGAAGGCACACCAGUCAGUUCACACUGGAGAGAGGCCGUUCACCUGCUCCGACUGUGGAAAGGGAUUCACUCGGUCAACACAACUGAAGGUACAUCAGAAAAUUCACACUGAUGAGAGGCCAUUCAUCUGCUCAGACUGUGGGAAGGCAUUCACUCGGUCAUCUGACCUAAUUGCACACCAGUCAGUUCAUACUGGAGAGUGGCCGUUCACCUGCUCAGACUGUGGGAAAGGAUUCGCUCAGUCAUCCACACAUAAGGCACACCAGCGAGUUCACACUGGGAAGCGGCCGUUCACCUGCUCGGACUGUGGGAAGGGAUUCACUUGCUCAUCCCAACUGAAGGUACAUCAGCGAGUUCACACUGGGGAGAGACCAUUCACCUGCUCGGACUGUGGGAAGGGAUUCACUUGCUCAUCCCAACUGAAGGUACAUCAGCGAGUUCACACUGGAGAGAGGCCAUUCACCUGCUCGGACUGUGGGAAGCGAUUCACUUGCUCAUCCCAUCUGAAGGUACAUCAGAGAGUUCACACUGGGGAAAGGCCGUUCACCUGCUCAGAGUGCGGCAAAGGAUUCACUGGAUCAUCCCAACUACAGAGACACCAUCAAGUUCACACUGGGGAGAAGCGGUUUACCUGUUCAGACUGUGGGAAGCGAUUCAGUCGGUCAUCUCACCUACAGACACACCAGUCAGCCCACACAGGGAAAUGGCCGUUCACCUGCUCAGACUGUGGGAAGGGAUUCACUCACUCAUCUCAACUGAAGGCACAUCAGCCAGUUCACACUGGGGAGAGGCCAUUCACCUGCUCAGACUGUGGGAAAGGAUUCACUCAGUCAUCCCACCUACGGAGACACCAGCGACUUCACACUGGGGAGAAGCCGUUCACCUGCUCAGAGUGUGGGAAAGGAUUCACUCGGUCAUCCGAACUACUUGCACACCAGUCAGUUCAUACUGGGCAGAGGCCAUUCACUUGCUCUGUGUGUGGAAAGGGAUUCACUCGGUCAUCCAAUCUACUGAAACACCAGCGAGUUCACACUAGGUAGAGACCGAUUUCCUGCUCAGACUUCAGGAAGAGAUUCUCUCAGCCAAUUCAACCAAAUGUGCAUCAUUGAGUUCACACUGUGGAGAGGCUGUUCACCUGCUGUGAAUGUGGGAAGGGAUUCACUCAGUAAUCUAACCUUGUGACAUAAUACUGUGUUCACACUGGGAAGAAAGUUUCAAUAAGCUGAAUGCUAGAUAUUUGUCCAUCACCGUUGCUGAAUGUAAUUUCGCGAGUGACUGUCGGUGCUGAACUCUGCAAUUUUUGCUGCUGCUCCUCACAACCAGCCCUGGUCACUGGGCAUGGGAGGGGUUUCUUCUGCUGCACAUUCACCUUUAACGUGACUGGAGUUUAAUAUUCUGGAUCUGACAAAUAAAUCAGUUGUAUUUUAAACUCUGUCUCUGGUACUUAGUGAAUGUAUAACACAACUAGUGUACAGUAGACAGUCUACUCAGGCUGGCUGGAUCCUGUAAGUGAUUCAGUUCCUCAACAGGCCUUUUAAAUCCUCCCCUGUUGUUCACUGUUUGCUCUCCUGUGAGAUGUUUUUCAAACAGUCACCACACUUUGGGUGAAGAGGUUUCCCUUGAAUUUUCUGCAGACUGAAGCAGUCGAGCUGUCUGCAGUUCUGCCUGAGGUGUUCUUUGCCCCUCAAAUCUCUGCACUGUGGAGGAAUGGCAUUGGGAUUUAACCUCCUUAUUCACGGCUCAUUUCCACAUUAGGAGUCAUUUUGCCUGCUUCUAAAGGGUUGCUGGAAAACACCACUGUCCUCCAAAGACUGAAAGCAGAAUGGGAAACCAUCAGUUGGAUGUUCAACAGAACAGAGUCAGAAACCAGAGGCGGGUCUGCACAAGGCAGAGUUUGGGGCCCUGGAUGAUGGUCAAGGUGGAAGAAAUGUUCCAGCCCAUGAAGUCUGUCUUUGUAGUUCAGGCCUUUCAACAACAUCCUUGUGAAUCUUCUUACCAGUUGGCACUAGUAAUAUUUUAUUAAGUCCUUCAAAGAAUUAUUUUCCGUGCCCGGCUAAACAAAGGCAGAUAUCCUAUUGAGAGUCCUCAUUGCAUGUACCUGUUUCUGCACCUUCAGGGAUAUCUGUGCCCCUACAUCAAUGCUUGAACUUCUGGAAGCGAUUCAGCAGGCAGCAACAAUGCAAAGAAACUCAAUAUAACCCAUUAACAAAGCAAAUCGUCAAACGCGAAAACAAGGAUAUUGUGCUGACAAAGAAAGGUGACUACCUGUCGAUAGCUCCUCUCCAUCAUCACCUGACCAGACGAAGGUCAUCGAGCUGCGGGUCCAGUUCCCUAACGCGGUGUCUAAGGAGCUGCAGCUCGACGCACCUGGGGCCGUCCGGGAGGCAGGGAGGCUCUGGGACCUCCCACAUCUAACACCGAGCACAGAAAACCGGCCUACACACAUACUCUCUGAGUUUAUUUUAAGCAGGCAUACAGUAAAUACAAAGAAACGCAAUGGAAUCGAUGAAAAACAGCUCACAACAAAGGCGGACAAAACGCCAAAGCACAAAACACAACAAUAGCAAUGAAUUGUACAAAUAAAAAAACAUACAUAACAAUAAAUACGAAAUAAAUGUCCAU